Messenger RNA from Penicillium maclennaniae, 1344 nucleotides. RefSeq lists its product as uncharacterized. The transcript is spliced from 2 exons. Gene Ontology annotation, molecular function: DNA binding. Lineage: Eukaryota; Fungi; Ascomycota; Eurotiomycetes; Eurotiales; Aspergillaceae. Gene Ontology annotation, cellular component: nuclear origin of replication recognition complex. Gene Ontology annotation, biological process: DNA replication. The record is from RefSeq and is a predicted model, not a curated record. The coding region runs from base 1 to 1344 and encodes 447 amino acids.
AUGAACAACCGACAGGUCGAACAAGCUUUGGGACUCUUGGUUCCUACGCAUGCGAACGAUCUGCCGCAGGACCUUCUAAGCUUAGCAUUGAAUCUUGUGGCCCAAUCGCGUAGCUUCUCAAGCAGUUUGAAGCCCGAAGAAGAAGCCGCCCGGCCAUAUGCCUGCGCGGAGAUCGCCUGCAGGAGAUUAAGUCGAGCUCUCAAGCUUCCCCCGCUCCUCGGCCAUCCCCCAUGUCUUCCGCGCGUAUACAAGAAGCUCUACUCUUACCUUGAACGAUCUCUCGGAUCUGGAGCCGGAGCACUCAAGCGUUCAGCAAGUGCAUCUGGAACACCGACUCGCAGUAAUUCGGCGAAGACCACUCCUACAAAAACAGUUAGCAACAACCCUUCACGAGGCCUCCAGAACACACCCUCCAAAUCAACGCCUUUGAAGAGGAGUGUCAAUGUCGCAGCCAGACUAGGCUCACCCUCUAAUUCCCCGCGGAAACCUAUCCAAAGCCAUCCUAGAGAUGUCUCCAAAUCGACAAUUAUUCCCGAUGCUCCUGCAUGGGCAAUGACCGCUAUUCGCACAGUCUGUAAGACUCUUUCUACCCCGGCUCCGCGGACAAGCACCUGGUCUAGACCUCCAAUCUCACGGACUUUGCCCCCUCAUAUCUUCUCUGGUGUUUCGUCCAUCCUGUACUUGACAUCCUGUAUGGACAGAGACGAAGAAGGCUUCGACGAAGAGACACUGGAGUUCUUGGACCCGAUCGUUUCUAUUACUGGAAAUGAUGCCGAGUUCAAAGAUCUCGUCUAUGCCAUGGUAGUCGCGGUCUACUUUAUAGUUCUUGCUCGACGACGAAACUCCGCGUCGUCUGAGGGGAACGGCGAGACAGAUGGCGAGGCACAGAAGAUGGACAAGAAGACUUUCACUGAGAUGCGCCAAACUGCCCUGACUUCCUUGAAUCUUCCUACCGAUAGACGGCAUCGUGAUGAUGUCGAUCAGUGGAUUGCCUUGAUCAUGGAACAGGGCUGGGCCCACGGCCAGGAGUGGUUUGAGAACAUCCCACUUGCGGGAGAAAUGCAUGGCGAGGAUGAGGAGGGCAUUUCUUACCGCAAUCUUGACGAAGAAGAUGCCGCCUUCCGAGGCGUUAAAUUGCCCAAGCGUCGUGACGACACUGGCAUUUCCAAGUCUCGUUCUUUGAAGCCCGAAGCUUCCCACAGUGAUUUAUUACCUGGUCUGGGAACUAUGAUGCAGGAUCGUGUGGAUUGGCUUAGCGAGGAACGCAGGAGGACUUUAUUGAAUGGAAAGCAGAUAUCAUGUCUCGCGUUGGAUCUACAGCUGCAUGAUUCAAUUACAUGCUAG